AUGCAACAACCGGAGCGGGCAAGAGCGUGUGGCGCCGGAGCCAAAUCUUCUGCCGAUCGCCGUCCAGUUGACCCUCCACCUGUUGUUGAGCUACGCAUCUUCGAAUCCGACCCUGCCAAUGAUGCCCAGCAAACCGACAUCACCUUCGCAUACAACGCUAAUUUCUUCCUUUACGCAACACUUGACACCGCACGUCCGAUCGCCCAUGGUCGGGUCGCCGGACCCCCAUCGUGUCCUGUCUUAACUGGUGUGCCGGUCGCUGGGGUCGCAUACCUCGACCGUCCUUCGCAAGCCGGCUACUUUAUUUUCCCCGAUCUUUCGGUGCGCCAUGAGGGACGGUACCGUUUGAACUUCCACCUUUACGAAGAGAUUAAGGACGCCAAGGAUGCUGAUAAGGACUCGACACUGCCUCUGCCCAACCAAGUCAAUGCUCACACGAAUCCCGGCACGCCUCAAGCAUACCUUCAUUUCCGCCUCGAGGUCAAGUCUGUACCGUUCACCGUGUACAGCGCUAAGAAGUUCCCUGGGUUGGCUACAAGCACGUCUUUGAGCAGGAUUAUCGCGGAGCAGGGUUGUCGUGUACGAAUUCGUCGCGAUGUUCGCAUGAGGCGACGAGGCGACAAGCGCGAGGAAGAUUAUGAAUUUGACGAGGAACGGGCUGCGGCAUAUGCGAGAACAUCGGAUCGAUACACCACACCGGACAGAUAUGUCAACUCGAUAGAGCGCCCGCGGUCCAACAGCAAUGGUAGCAAUGUCGAAUCGCCAUAUGCGUAUGUUCCACCUGAUCGACGACCAUCGGCGCCCGACUAUGGCUUCCAGUGCCCGCCGCAACCAUACCAGCGACCUAUGCCACCAGCUCCCAUGUCCCAUGCCUCUCAAACACCCUCUUACCAAUCCCAUUUAUCAUUCGGCUCGACACCAUCUCAUUAUCCGGCCCCUCACAUGCCGCCCACGCCUCCUCCAAUCGCUCCCCAGGGCAUCUACUCCCCGCAAAAUGCCUACGCGCAGAUCCGAAACCCAUCCACCACUUCUGAAUAUGAGGGGACACCCUACACGUAUCCUAUGGCACCACACAUAGCCUCAGAUCGCGUUGGCUACCCCAAGCCACCGAGCCCCCCCAAUCUUUACGGGCCCAUGCCUCAAAUUGCAGUGGCACACUCUCAACCUUCGACUAUGCCUCAGCCCGUGGCGCCUAUCAAGAUUCAAAGCGACUACAGCAGCUCGCUCGUCCCCUCGGAGGAAUCCUUGUCACCUGGUGCCAGCUCAUACGACGACGUUGCAGGGAAACGUAUGCUGUAUCACACCGGGCCAACAUAUGGAAAGCGAUCACAUGAAGAUACUUUCGGUCUCGAUGAGCGCCCGAUGCAGAACGGUAUGCGACCAGAUGCUGAGCCUUACCACCCACCAGGCUAUCGCGAUUACUCGGGAGAAAGUAGAGCUGCAUUGAUGGCUGAAUUGGGUAUUGAGAUGGCUUACAAGCGUGCCAACGGCAAAACCGUUAUGAAAGCUGCUCCGUCGACUUGA
Messenger RNA from Penicillium brevicompactum, 1524 nucleotides. It is a transcript of the gene veA, whose product is annotated as sexual development activator VeA. NCBI's taxonomy places the organism in Eukaryota, Fungi, Ascomycota, Eurotiomycetes, Eurotiales, Aspergillaceae. The coding region runs from base 1 to 1524 and encodes 507 amino acids. The transcript has 3 exons. The record is from RefSeq and is a predicted model, not a curated record.